AUGCCAGGCUUUAAGGAAGAAGAUCACGACAUGAAUGAAAUAAAAGAAGAGAAGGAUACGAGUCACAAAAAACGAAAACUCAACGACGUCCCCGAAAUCGAGAUCGAUGUGUCCGCCCCCGAACCUCCCUCAAAGAAAGCGCUGCGCAAAGCCAAAAAGAAGGAUGUUGGCCCUACUGAGAAGACUGCAGUGAAAUCCGAAACAGAAGCAACAGAGGCGACGACAAAGAAUGGAAAAGAUGGCAAGCGCUCCGAGUACGCUACGAAGGAAGAUAUCCGCAAAUUCUUCGUAGAGGGUUGCACCUUUACCGAAGCGACGAUCACGCGAAUCCAUCUUCCAAUGGGGCCUUCGAGAGGAUUUACACCACAGAAUAAAGGGUUUGCCUACGUUGACUUUGCAAAUAAAAAGGCAAUGGACGAAGCCGUCGGGUUGAGUGAGAAGUUUAUUGCUGGUCGUCGUGUCUUGAUUAAAGGCGCUCAAAAUUUCGAAGGAAGACCGGCAGAGCAUCAACGAGCGGGCUCCUCAAAGGCUGGUGCGGCUGCGACAAGUGCACAUCUUCCGUCGCGACGGAUAUUUGUUGGUAAUCUUGGGUUCGAUGCGACCAAGGAAACUGUCCAGGAGCAUUUUGAGCCGUGUGGUGCUAUUACGAAUGUGCAUCUUGCUACGUUUGAAGAUUCCGGCAAGUGUAAAGGUUAUGGAUGGGUUGAGUUUGAGACUAUUGAGGCAGCUCAACAUGCGGUGAAUGGAUUUGUAAAGAUUGCGGAGGAUGACGAGGAAGAGGAAGAGGAAGUCAAAGACGAGUCUUCUUCAUCAGAGGACGAGCAAUCAGAAGAGAAAACUGGGAAGAAAACCAAAAAGAGGAUAUCUGCGGACAAAAAGAAGAAACCAAGAACGAAAAAGGUCUGGGUCAAUCGUCUACUGGGUCGUCAAUUGAGAAUGGAAUUUGCUGAAGAUGCUGCCACUCGAUACAAGAAGCGGUUCGGCAAGGAUAGUAAGAAAGGUGGAAGUUUUGGCGAUGAGGAGCAAGAUGGAGGAUCAGGACAUCGCGGGCGAAAUGAUCGCCGCCCUAAGGAGGACUCUCGGUAUUCGCAUGAUACUGUGCAGAGACUCACUGGUGCCAUUGUCGAGGCGAAGGGAAAGAAGCUUACUUUUGAUUGAGACAUGGUUGGAUUUAAAAAGUUCUUUAUUCCUUCAUUAGUGCCUAUUCCUGGAUUGACGGAGCUGUAUAUAGUGUUAUGCCUCUUCUAACGCCUGCCCCUUGGCUGCUUUCAAUAUCUGCUUCACAU
Messenger RNA from Talaromyces stipitatus ATCC 10500, 1286 nucleotides. RefSeq names its product RNA binding protein Rnp24, putative. Lineage: Eukaryota; Fungi; Ascomycota; Eurotiomycetes; Eurotiales; Trichocomaceae. The record is from RefSeq and is a predicted model, not a curated record. Gene Ontology annotation, molecular function: RNA binding. The transcript is spliced from 2 exons. Bases 1 to 1158 code for a protein of 385 amino acids.